Messenger RNA from Labeo rohita (rohu), 5898 nucleotides. It is a transcript of the gene b3gnt2b, whose product is annotated as UDP-GlcNAc:betaGal beta-1,3-N-acetylglucosaminyltransferase 2b. Bases 1373 to 2566 code for a protein of 397 amino acids. Lineage: Eukaryota; Metazoa; Chordata; Actinopteri; Cypriniformes; Cyprinidae. The record is from RefSeq and is a predicted model, not a curated record. Gene Ontology annotation, molecular function: hexosyltransferase activity. The transcript has 3 exons. Gene Ontology annotation, cellular component: membrane.
GCUAGUUUACUGUUCUUAUCUGGUCUUCCAGUCUGGUCAGGCUGGUUUUAGGUCGGUUUAUUACUUGUUUAACUCCCUGCUUUAAAAUCCAGCUUGUUUUGCUGGACCAAGUCAUUUGUUGUUUUUUAAACCAACUGGUAAGCAGUGUUGGGGAAAGUUACUUUUAAAAGUAAUACAUUACAAUAUUGCGUUACUCCCUAAAAAAAGUAACUAAUUAUGUUACUUAAUUACUUUUUUGAAAAGUAAUAUGUUACAUUACUUUUGCGUUACUUCUUAAAUCUGUAUUAAAAUUUGUUUUUAUUAUAAAAAGUUAAAUUUUUGGCGAACAUAAAAGCCCUUUCACACUUCAGGCUGAAUUAACGUCUGUAAAGUAGAACACGAAAAGAAGAAAGUUCACUCUUUAGAAAUUAAAAAAGAAGAACAAAUGUUAGUUCAUCUUGAGUAAUUUUUCUUAUUAGUAUGGAUGAAUUAGAUCGAGGGUCAGUAGUUAAUAAAAUGGGAUUAAAUACAUAAAGUUAACAUUUAAUUAUGACAGGUUUGCGUCAUAUUCUGAAUAGAAUUUCAGUGUUUUUAUUUAUUUUAAGGAAUACUGAAUCUGUUUUUUGUAAGUGAGAUUAACGCAUGUUCACAUUUAUUCUAGAACCAAAGUAACAUUUUUCUCCUGAUUUCUCUCACAAUCAUAGGGACAGGAGAGUAACUGGCGUUAUUUAUUUAAAAAAAGUAACUCAGCUAUUUUCUUGUAAAUUAAAAAGUAACGUGUUACUUUACUAGUCAAAAAGUGAGAAAAGUAAUCUGAUUACGUAACGUGCAAUGCGUUACCCCCAACACUGCUGGUAAGUGGUUUAUUGCCGGUUUGGACUAGCUAGAAACCUGCUAACAUGUUCUAAACACAACUAUUAUUUUACAGCAGAUGCUAUUAUACCCAUUCCUCCUCACAUGAAUGUUUAGAAUGAACUAAAGUAUAUUUUCUACCUUUCAUUAGGGAUACAUUAGAAUUCAUCUAAGUACAAAGCACUCUUUUAUAAGUCUUUCCAGGUAAAGCAAACACUUUAGUCCGCUGACGAAAGCGGUACAAUGUAAACAAAGUGAAUGUAUGGUAAACUAGUGCGGUACAUAGUAUUGGAGGAUUUAUACCCCGCCCAGGGAGGAGUGGAUGCAUCAUGAGCAGAUCUGGAGACAGACAGGAUGUUAACACGACUUCUCACAGCUGGAGCUGAAAGAUCUGGAUUUCCUCUCCACAUCAUCCCUGUUUCUGUGAUUCACUCUGUUAGUGUGUCAGAAUGGGCUAAAAACAAUUGCUAGCACCUGCGCACCAUACACCUGGACCCUCCACAGUCUCACCUGUGCACAGGUGGCGAGUCGCGACACCACCAUGCCGGCUCCUCGGAGGAAGGUGAAGGUCAUGGUGAUGAUGACGAUGGUGUUCAUCUUCAUAGUGGUGGAGGUUUCUCGCAAUGCUGGGAAGGGCGACAGCAACAAAAAUAAGCAGCUGGUUCCAACGAACCGUUUCUGGGCAAAAGAUGUUCCCAGUAAAGCCUACUGGAAUCGCCAGCAGCAGCAGUUGAACUACAUCAACAACCGCAACCUUGGAAAUCUCAACUUCACGAUCGAUAAGCUUCCAGACUGGCUAAACGACACAGUCAGUCUGGAUUCCUGUGAGCCAGACUUCAGGGUGACCACCCAAGUCAAGGAUUAUAACUCGCUACCGGAUCGCUUCAAGGACUUCCUGCUUUAUAUGCGAUGCAGAUCCUAUCCCAUCGUGAUGGACCAGCCAAACAUAUGCAAAGACCCACCGUUUCUCCUCCUAGCUAUUAAAUCUUUAGUCCCGCAUUUCGAUCGACGUCAGGCCAUCCGCGAGUCAUGGGGCAAAGCUGGUCGCCUUGCAAACAGAACAGUCGUUACGGUGUUUCUUCUUGGAAACGCAGCCACGGAGGAUUACUUCCCUGAUCUCUCAAAGAUGCUCCACCAUGAGAGCUCCAUACAUGGAGAUAUUCUUCAAUGGGACUAUAGGGACACCUUUUUCAACCUCACCAUCAAGGAAGUGCUUUUCUUGGAAUGGCUGAGCACACGUUGUCCUGGAGUAAAUUACGUCUUUAAGGGCGAUGAUGAUGUUUUUGUUAACACCAUCCGCAUUAUAGACUUCCUAAGCAAUCUGUCUAGCGCCAAAGCCAAGGAACUGUUUGUAGGAGAUGUGAUUACCAACGCCGGUCCACAUCGGGACAAAAAGGUCAAGUAUUUUAUCCCAGAAAGCAUGUUUGUUGGAAGCUACCCUGCUUAUGCAGGAGGGGGCGGUUAUUUGUUCUCAGGACAGCUGGUCCAGAAACUUCAUAAUGUCUCGAGGCUGGUGCCCCUCUACCCCAUUGAUGAUGUCUACACAGGUAUGUGCCUUAAGAAACUGGGCCUUGCGCCUGAGAAGCACAAAGGCUUCAGGACCUUCGAUAUCGAGGAGAAAUAUCGCAAUAAUGCCUGUGCCUAUAAGAGCCUGAUGCUGGUCCAUCCCAGAAGUCCUCAGCAUAUGAUUAAAAUCUGGGCUUGGCUGAAUGACCCAGCCUUGAACUGUCAGUGAACUGCUGAAUUCAGGAUUAUGGCUGCUUUAAAGGGAUAGUUCACGCAGAAAUGCUAAUUCUGUCAUCAUUUACUCACCCUCAUGACAUCCCAAACCUGUAAGACUGACUUCCUUUGUUUUCUUUCAUUAAUUUGACCACAAAAACACUGCUUUUUUUUGUUUUGUUUUUUGUUUUGUUUGGGAUCCUUUUUUUUUUUUUUUUUUUUUUUUUUUUUUUUUUUUUUUUUUCCUCCUUUUUUUUGGACCCCAUUGACUUUCAUUAAAUGGACAUUCUUUUGUAUUAAGUUUGGAACAACAUAAGAAUAAGCAAAUUAUGACAAUAUUGUCAUUUUGGGGUGAACUAGCUCUUUAACAUUUUACGAUUGUUCUAAUGUGAUUUUUAUUUAGCGUCUUAUUUACUUGAUUUCAUGUCAAAAUAGGGCUGCAAAAUGGUUAGUUGCGAUUAAUCGAUUCAAAAUAAAAGUUUAUGCUUGCAUACUAUAUGUAUGUACACGGUGUAUAUUUAUUAUGUGUAUAUAUAAAUUAGGACUGCAUGAUAAAUCGCAUGCUAUUAUCAUGCGCGUUUAAUUAAAUAAUCGCGAUUAAUCACAUCCAAAAUAAGUUUUUGUUUAUACAAUGUGUGCAUGCUGUGUAUUUAUUAUGUAUAUAAAUGCACACGCAUACAGUAUAUAUUUUGAAAGUAUUUACAUGUAUACAUUUAUAUAUAAGUGAUAUGAUAUACAAAUAUUUUUGAGAUAUAAAUUUUUUUCUUAAAUAUACAAAUGCAUGUUUGUUUGUUUAUAUAUACAUAAUAAAUGCAUUUUGGAUGUCAUUAAUUAAUUGCUUGACCGCACUAAUACAAAUACAUUUUAAUUAUUUAGUACACACACAUAGUAUGCAAGCAUAAACUUUUAUUUUGAAUCUACUAAUCGUGACUAAUUGUUUUGCAGUCCUGUGUCAAAGGUCAGGAGCAACAGUGAGGUUUUCAGAUGUAUAUAUUUUAUACAUGGCUCUAAACUGCUACCCACAUAGUAUUGCCAUGGCUUGACUUUUUGUGUCAACAAAUUCUGCUGAUGAUAAGUAUUUAUACAGUGCCCUCUGGUUGUGAGAUUAGCUAUGCUGAGGAUUGUGGGAAAUGUAGUUCAGCUGGUCUGGACAUGGCACAGACAAUACAAAGCAUAAUUGUUUAUCAUUUGGAUAAAAUAUUUUUUUUUCCUAUAGGAGAAUUAUGUUGCAUUAUGCUGAAGUGAACAGAUGUGUUUAAACACUCAUACUUGUGUGUUUUUUUUUUUUUUGUUUUUUUUUUUUAAGGAUCUAUGCAGCCAUCACAAGCCUAAUCCAUAUUUGCUGCUUUAAUUCUCUGUAAUGUGUAUAGGAAUAUAUUGCCUUCCUGUUUUGCACACAAGCAGCCUGUGCGCGUCUAGAUUAAUGAGGAGUUGGCUCUUUUUAGAGCCCUAUUUGUGGGGACAGCGGUUUUGGAUACAAACUAAAUAUAGGCUGGCUACUCAAACUUCUAUAUAAGUACUUUUGACUUCAUGCAUCACUAUCUCUCCUCCUUCUACUGUAGAUUAUUUAUUUUUCCGCAGACGCAAACAAUCAGUUGCAAGGCAUAAUCUUAGUUUUGCAUUAACAGAUUAGCCAAGACCGGGUCAUUGCGUCAAAGAAAUGUACAAAAUCAUUAACUCCUUUGUUAAAGAAAGAAAGAAAAAAAAAAAAAAACCCUCUCAGAUCUGAUUUAGGAUGUGUUUUUUUUUUUUUUUUUAAGUUCUGGUCAAAAUCAAGCUUGCAAAUCAGUUAUGUGGUGUAAAGACGGAGAUAAGAAAGUUAAGAGCAAAUGAAAGGCUAUAGGUUUCAAAUCCGGGGAUUCCACUAUUUAACAUCUUGACUAAGUGAAUGAAACUACAGCCAAUUUUCCAGACCCAAAUUAAGCGUGUCGCAAUCAUGCUGUCGUUGCUUUUUUUUUUCCCUUCCUAUGAAGAGGCAAGAAAACAGGGUCUGGCCUGGAUGACUUAAUGACUUAAUUACUUAAUUUGACACAAGGGUUUUUAACUAUGUUACAGUGACCCCUGCUGGUCUGCCUAUGUGUUUUUUGUUUCCUUUUUAAAAUAAACACUGGAGCUUUUUAUAAUCUGCCUUCAGCUUGAUAUUUAAAUAAUAUCUAUGCCAGUCAACUAGUAAUUCAAAUCUAUUUUUCUGUUUAUCAUUAUUGAAUCAUUAUUACUAUGUCUCUUAUUGAAAAAUGAAGACACUUAGGCCUAGUAAUUAUCAUAGGCUGUGCUGACUAUGUCCACUCUAUAAAUAUAAUGUUAGCCUUCAGUCUGCCUCAUUGGUUGCUUGCUGAAGAGUUAAAUCAAGCUUGUGUCAUGUAGUGUUUAUGUAGUGUCACAAUUUGUAGUGUUUAAUAUUAAGUUGUCCACCCAGCUAUGAGGAAUGAGAGUUGUAAGAAUAUUUUAUGUUGUCUUUCUGCUAAUAAUAAGACAGGCAUACCGUUUAACAGACUGAUGUAGUGUUUGGUGGGAGAAACAAAGUGUUUACAUGAGUUCAUGAACAGUACAAAAAGCUUGUAUUUAUAAACUACAAUUUUAUUCAUGACAAAGGUAGAUUAUGCAAGUUUUUAUACACUGGUAUUUACUGUGCUCCUGUGAGUUGUCUAACUCUUCAGGCCGUUGUUGUUGUUGUUGUUGUUGUUGUUGUUGUUUUUUAUCUGUGCAUAUUGUAGAAAAUGAACUCCUGUUCUAGCCUUAUGUUGUUCACAAAUGUGCUGUUUAUGUAUUAGAAAUUCUUUUAAAAGUAAUUUAGUUAUUUUUGGUACUGCCUUUAAUUCUUUAUGUCCAUCAUGAGAUAUCCAAAUGUUAAUAUGAUGCCUUAAUGUGGCUUUAGGUGUGUGUGUGUGUGUGUGUGUGUGUGUGUGUGUGUGUGUGUGUGUGUAGAGGCUGCAGAGUAUGAUUGUGAAAAUCCAGUUUUAAAAAAUCAAAUUGCUGUCUUUUUAAAUGAUGCCGUUUGUGUUUUUGAAUUAUUUCUCAGUCAUGUCUAUAUGGAAUUUCUGAAACUAUAAUUGCUUUCUGGUCUUUUAUUCUUGUUCCCCACAUUUUUUAUUAUUUUUUUUUUUUUUAAGAGCAGAUUAUUUUUUUUGCCACAUUUAUAUGCUGAUUAUUUUCUGACAAACCUCUUACCAAAAACACAUUGUGAACUACAUAAACUUGGCGACCAAAAUGUGCCUGUUAAUAUUUCUGAUUAUGAAUUGUCUGUCUUUUGUAAUUGAAUAUGCACAAUUAUGUUUGUUUUGUCACACUUGUCUCCCUUUCAGAUUGAAUUCUUAUAAUAAAUAGAAUAAACUGUUUUGUACCUCUGUC